Molecule: messenger RNA, 1239 nt
Organism: Didymodactylos carnosus
Lineage: Eukaryota; Metazoa; Rotifera; Eurotatoria; Philodinida; Philodinidae
Source: the annotation of a GenBank genome assembly
AUGUCCAGUCAAACAUCGAAAGAAGUUGUUAUUGAACCGGGACAAGAACUUCGUGGCGAUGUAGAUGAAAAUUUAACCAUAGAACUUCGUUCUGGAAAAGCUGAAAUAUUUGGCACUGAAUUGGCUGUUGGUCAAAAAUAUAAAUUUUCAGCUGGAAUGAAAUUUGCUAUUUUUACUUGGUGGGGUUGUACUAUUACAUCGACACAUGAUGACUACUACGUAGCAAAAGAUGAAAAUCCGAUGCAUAUAUAUUUAAAUGUUCAUGGUAUGCUGGAACAGUUACGCCAGAAAGCUGAAACAGAUAAAACAAGGGGACCGAGGGUGAUGGUUACCGGUUUGCCUGACGUUGGAAAAAGUACAUUAUGUCGAAUGUUAGUCAAUUGGGCUGCUCGCCUAGGAAGAACGCCUAUAUUAGUCGAUCUUGAUGUUGGACAAAAUCAAAUUUCUAUAUCCGGAACAAUAUCUGCAAUGGUUGUUCGUCGUCCAUCAUCAAUUGAAGACGGUUUUCGGAUUGAAAUGCCAUUAGUAUUUCAUUACGGUUAUAAAACACCAUCAGAAAAUAUUGGAUUAUAUAAUGAAACAAUUUCAUCGUUAGCAACGUAUGUUAAUAUUCGCUCGGAAAACGUUGAAAAAUCUUUAAUUAGUGGAGUUGUUAUUAAUACAUGUGGUUAUAUAAGAACUGAAGGCUACGAAUCAUUCAAACAUGUUGCCAAAGCGUUUGAUGUUGAUUUAAUAAUCGUUUUGGAUAGUGAAUGGCUAGCAACAAAAUUAAUGAAUGAUUUAUCAUCUGUCAAAGUGAUUACAUUGCCCAAAUCUGGUGGAGUGGUGGCCAAAGAUAGUGCUAAAGAAAAAUUUCGUGAAUCAAAAAUUCGAGAAUAUUUUUAUGGUCCAAAAAAUAACAUUUGUCCACAUUCAUUUACGAUUGAAUUUAGCGAAGCAAAAAUAUUUAAAAUAGGAGCUCCUCAGUGUCCCGAUAGUUGUCUACCGGUAGGAAUGGUAUUAAAAAAUCCAUACAAUAAGAUACUACCAAUAGCGCCAAGUGCAGGUUUACUACAUCAUGUUUUAUCAGUUAGUCAUUCAGCCUUUCCUGAACAUUUAUUAGCCAAAAAUUUAGUGGGUUUCGUUGUAGUGACGAAUGUUGAUGUAGAAAAACGAACAAUAACGUUGUUAUCUCCACAGCCAAAUAUAAAAAAUAAAUUACUAAUUGUCAGUGAUAUACAAUUUAUCGAUAUGAAAUAA